AAACACACACUUCACCUGGCAUUUAAACACUCACACACACACACACACACACACACAUCCUCGUGCGGAGAGCUGAAACUCAGCUCAGUCCCAGUCCUCUGCUGCUUGAGCGAGGAGUCUGCUGGUGAUCGGACUGUCGCCUGAAGCGAAGGAGGCCAGGCCGGCGUUGAUUCAAUUUUACAGCCCAGUCACUCCUUCUGAAGCUCCGAUUAGUCAGCCGUGGGAGACGAGGGGCAGAGGAGCUGAAGAAGAAGAGGAAUAGUGAUGGCUAUGGCCGACAUUGCGGAGGAUGACCUGGAUGAGGUGAUGCGCGAUGAAGCGGAGGAUGUCUUCUUGCAGGACGGAGUGUCGUCCCACGUCCCAGAGAUCAUGGCGGCCGGCACCCACUCCCCUGGAGGGCCCAAUGGUAUAAUCCGGAGUCAGUCCUUCGCCGGGUUUAGCACGCUACAGGAACGACGCUCUCGGUGUAACUCUUUCAUGGGGAACUCGGCAGUGCAGAAGAAGCCUCAGUCCAAGCCAAAGAAGACCCACCUGUCAGGACACAAGGGAGGCAGCAGCUCCAGGGAGCCGCAGCCCAAAAGACUGGAGGAAGUUUACAACGCACUCAAACAAGGCCUGGAUGAGUAUCUUGAAGUUCAUCAAACAGAGCUGGACAAACUCAUGUGUUUGAUGAAGGACAUGAAGAGGAACUCUCGCCUGGGAGUGCUCUACGAUCUUGACAAGCAAAUCAAAACCAUCGAAAGGUACAUGAGACGCCUGGAGUUUCACAUGAGCAAGGUGGAUGAGCUGUACGAGGCCUUCUGCAUUCAGAGCCGUCUGAGGGACGGAGCCAGCCGGAUGAAGCAGGCCUUCUCCGCCUCCCCCUCCACUAAAGGCACCAAGGAGAGCAUCGCAGAGGUCAACCGCCGCUAUAAGGAGUACACUGAGAACAUGAGCACGUUUGAGAGCGAACUGGAGAACCUGCUCGGGGAGUUUCAUAUCAAAAUGAAAGGUUUGGCAGGCUUUGCGAGGCUCUGUCCUGGAGACCAGUAUGAGAUCUUCAUGCGGUACGGUCGCCAGCGCUGGAAGUUGAAGGGAAGAAUAGAAGUGAACUCCAGACAGAGUUGGGAUGGAGACGAUAUGCUCUUCAUGCCUCUCAUCACUGACCUCAUCAACAUCAAGGUGACGGAGCUGAAGGGCCUCGCCUCUCACAUGCUGGUGGGCAGCGUGAUCUGUGAGACCAAGGAGCUGUUUACUGCCAUGCCUCAGGUGGUGGCUGUGGACAUAAACGACCUGGGGACCAUCAAACUCAACCUGGAGGUCACGUGGUACCCCUUCGAUGUCGAGGACCUGACUUUGUCGUCUAGUAACGUGAGUAAGGCCACAGCACUCCAGAGACGAGUAUCCGUUUACAGCCAGGGCACGCCGGAGACCCCCACUUUCCAGGACACCUCCUUCUUUAAGUGGCGGCCAUAUCCCGUGGAGCGCCAGCGCCUCUCCUUCCUGCACAUGCUCCGAGACACCCUGCUAGAGAAGUUAAGGCGCAGUCGCUCGUUUGGUGACCUGGCCUCACUGCGGCCAAGGCCCAAAUCCAGUCUGGAGGUCUAUUCAACUUUACCAGAUGAUGUCUUUGAGAACGGGGGCUGCGGUGUGGCCGAGUGUAAGCGUCUCUCCUUCACCUUUUCGGACACCUCUGGUUCCACGCCCAGCCCUGCACCAAGCUCCCACUCCCCAGGCCAGUCCAACCCUGAGAUCACAGUCACCCCUCCAGAAAUGGACCUGUCACCUACACAAAUCCUCCCUACAAGGGAGGACUCCAUUGCUGAGGAGCAUAUAGUGGAGGAAGAAGAAGAAGAGGAGGAGGAGGAGUACGAAGAAGACCUGGAAACGGGUAGUAGAGGAAGUAGGGGCACCAAUGCCAGCCUCGCUAGUGAUGAGGCCGAAGUGGCAGAGGACUCUGAGUGGGAGCGCACAGAGUCACAGCGAAAUUCUGGCUCCAACUGUGGUUCAGUUGCCACGUCCCUCUGCUCUGACGGCCACCUGUCUACGGUGGCUCCAGAGGAUGUUUUCCUAGACCACACUGACGAACUGAAACCUGUGGAGCUGGACACAGAGGAAGCGGGCAGCCUGACCAGGCAGCUCGUGAAGAGGCUGACUUCUUCGGAUAUUGCGGCGACAAGUGGGAGCUCAACGGAUGGAGGAGGAAGUCUGAGCUGGGCGGGAGAGGGGAGCAGGGCUUUCCUUGAGAGCAGCCUGGAGGAGGCCAUCCACAGCCUGCUGAUGAGGCUUGAGUCUCUGAACCACCGCUGUCGAGAAUUGCAGGACCUGGAGCAGGAAGUGAUGCGUCUGGAGGACCUGCUCAAGUGCCGUCUCCCUGGUCACAGGAGCCGGUCAUCCAGCCUCAGUCUGACAGUAGAGAGUGCCCUGGAGAGUUUUGACUUCCUCAACACCUCUGACUUUGAUGACGAGGAUACUGGAGACGAUAACGCCGUCCUCAGUACCCCCCCACAGAGGUCUCCACUUUUCGAUACAGACGGAGAAAGGAUCGGUAGACAGCACCCAGAAGCCAGAGGACACCUGAGUGAAGCCCUGACAGAGGACACCGGCGUGGGCAACAGUGUGGCAGGAAGCCCUGUGCCGCUCACCACUGGAAACGAGAACCUGGACGUUGCUAUCGUCAUCCACCUGCAGUACUGUAAUCACCUCAUACAGUUGUUGACCAGCGGGAUAGGUGUGUGGCAGCGACGCAGUCUUCUCCUCAAACUCUCCGGACAGACUCAGCUGUUAGAAGAGUUAGCAGAGCUCAGUGUUGACAAACUGGGAGCAAUUACAUCUGCUGCAGAUGUCCUCCCGGGCCUCGCAGAGCGCCCACAGCUGAUGACUUUGUGGUCAGAGUGCAGCGGUUCGUCAGGACUUUUCCACACCACACUGGACAGAGUGUUCAAACACAUGAACCAGCGCUACACAGCAGUACUGCAGGAGAGACACCCACACAGCGCUGACACAGUGAUUGGCGUCGUAGUGAGCGAGAUGGUGGACAGGAGCGAUCUGCAGGCGGCACACAGUCCUACUGCCACUGAGCUCUCCCAGGACGUCCUGACAGUGUUUCAGUUCCACAGCUACAUCUUACAACAUGAAGUGUUGGACAUGGAGACACACCUCCUGCAUCUGGCCAGAGAAGAGAUGUUUGCAGAGGCACUGUGCAGUCAGGAUUAUUCUCGGUGUCUAGCAGAGCUGGAGGAGGUGCCUGUGUCAUCCUUGUGGCCUAGAAACAGCACCCUGAGGGCCCUGGCCUCCCUGCUCACUGCAGAAGACCCUCAGGUCAACAAGGCAGCAGCCGACUACCUCUCUUCUGCAUCGCAAAGCCACUUCAGGAUCAGAGCACUGGAGUGCUACACCCACGCACUGUCAGAGGCUGGAGUUCAGAGCCAGAGGGCGGCCUGUUCAGCUCUCAGCUGUCUGCAGGCAGUAGAGAGCAUCAAGGCUGUGGUAGCACUGUGUGAUUCAGCUGAUGAAGAGCUUCGCCAUGUUGCCAUAGAAACCCUGCUCACAUUUGGUGAGGAGGGGCGACUGGUGUACGAGCAGCUGGACAUGGUACCCGGGGAAAUCGUCCGCCUUGGCACACGGCGGGGAAACGCUGUCACAACUGCCUUCUGAGCCAUCGCCAUCCAAAACAUCACAAAUUACAUUUAAACCCCACCUACGAGGACAGAACUGCCCCCUCCCUCAGCUACACCUCACAGGGCUGUUAAUGACUGAUAACUUUAUUGAUCUGCUUUUCUGCACAGACUUAUGGAUCUCUGCACCGCCACAUACGAUCACUGUUCUUACUGACACUGCCUCCACAUAGGAACUAACAAAAAAACAAACUGUAUCAACCACAGAGGACACACAACCUUUACCCCUCCUGUACACACACAUUUAAACUCCUCGCUUUUCGAUCACUCUCACUUUCAGAUAUCCCUACACUUCCCCCCCUUCCUCUCCCUGCUUUCUGAGCCAGGCAGACCGGACACUUUUUAACUGGAGAGCAUACAUUUUUAUGGACACAAAGCCGCUGAAAGCUGCUCCAAAGACUGUGGAAACUAGAAUGCUUCUUCACCUUUCACAUAACCUCAUUCAACAAGCCACCGCACCCAACACUUAUAUCAUUUACUCAUUAUUAAUCAUCACCUUGAUUGUUACAAAGUCAGAUGUGUCAGGCAAUAUACUAUCUAUGAUCUUUGUAUAAUCACUGUCUAUCAUUAGAAAUGUUUUCUGGCGCUUUUGAAAGAUUUGCACUGUUGUGAGGCAUGUAAAUAUGGCAUAUUUUACACAGCUGGUGUAAUAUAUGUGCUUGUAUUCAAAAUAUAUUUUUAAGUUGUUUUCUAGUACGUUCCAUUUUGAGUUUCAGGGAUUCUUGUUCAACUGAAAGAUGUGUGGCAGGGAGGACCAAUAUUAUGUUGAGAAUGUCUUUCUAAGAGGAAGUGAUGUUUUAUUUUAAAAGCCCUGCUUUAACAGCAGUUGUACAGUCUUGAGCAGAUUUUGGCCUCAGCUGUCUAUCAUUUGGAGGAAAAGGAAAACCUGAAGGGUAGAGCUGAAACAGGUCAGCACGGUGCACACUUUUCACUCGGCAGUUUAUAUCAGAUUUUUCUCUUACUUGCAGUUGAACAAGUGCAAUUUUUCUGUACAUACCUGACCCUUUUGCACCUAGAUGACAUUUGAAAUGGUCACGCAGGCAGGUUUCCACAAAUACAGUCUUGUUAAUAUAUUUUUUCUAACAGGUACAGAGCAAGCCCAGGGUAAUAGAUGUGGUUAAGGUUCGUGAUCCAAUAACUUUACAUAGCAAAGAAUACUUUAGACUGAGUAAAAGCCUCAUUUUGGCUAACUGCACAUUAAUACAGUAUGUGAGCUAAUGGCAGAAUUAGAAAUUUAGGUUUUCGUAUGAUAAGCUGCAGAAUGAGUUUUUUCUGUUUUGGGUCUGUUUUUUUUUUCCCUCCAUCCUAACUGCAAUGUGGGAAAACGGACCCAACAUAUGCGCCUAACUCCAACUUUUGUUAUUGUUACUGUACUACUGAGUCUUGUGCCAGUGCACAAUGACAAAACUCACAUUUGUUCACACAUCUUAUUUAUUAUUUACGUGUAAUUCUAAUAUUUUUUGGAGUUAUAAUGUAAUAGUGCAGGUGACAUGUAAAUGAAAUGUAUAUUUAUGUUCUAUUUUGGAUCAGGUCUACUAUUUGAAAUAUUGUUUAUCGUUUAAAAAGACGUUCAUGAUAUUAUAAUGCAAAUGAUCUCAUGCUUAAUUUUAAUUGGAGUUUAUUUUGAAGGAAUUAUAUUAGAUUAACUAUUAUUUUGGGGAAGAUUACAAUAUCAUCAGAUUAUUAGGAAUCUUAGAUUUGUUUUUCCUAAAAGGUAUUGAACAUAAUGGGACAUUAUAUAUUAGAAAUGUUACUUUAUUACUUAGAAGAUUUACUGUAACCAAAGGCUGAAUUCAUUUUUAAAUUUUAAUAAGAGCUAAUAAUCCAUAAUGGAGAAUGUAUUUUCAAAACAACAUUUGCAUUUUGGCCAGAAUACUGAGACGUAUAUUUCAAAGCACACAAUAGGACAAACCCAUAAUAUAUGAAUCUUGUUAUUUGGUUCUAACUGCACAGUCUAAAAGCCAUAUUGAUUAAAGUGGUAAUAUUUUUAUGAAAUUCAAAUUUUCUUUUGUAAUAUCUUUAAAUGUGUGAAGUUCUUACUAAAAGCUGAAGAUAGUUCAGUUUUGGUUUUUUCUAAACAACCUUUUACAAAACAUGGUCCAAAUUUUAAGUAACAGUUACUUGUAUUUCUUCCAUGAUGUGAAUAGUAUUAUAGUAUUUUGGUAAAGUAUCUAAUUCAUCCACUCAUUUAGUGUAUUUUUUUCUUUGAGUGAGCUACUUUUGUUUAACAAACUUGCAGUUUAGCAGUGUUAAGUCAAGUUUAUUCAUUGGCUGUUCAAUUCCUAAUCACCACAAAGUACAAGUUGUCAAAUUGUGCACAUCUUAUCUCAUAUUUAGGGAGUAUUUUUAAGAAUAACUUGGUACACUUCAUUGAAAUUGAUCUGUAUCCAUCUUUGUGGUCAAUAGCUUCUGUAUUGGUCUAUUUAGUUGCAUACUACACUUCUUCAUUGUGGUUGGCAGCAUUUCCUUUGCUCAUCAAAAGAUGCAAUAAAGUUUAUUUUUGCAUAAUUAAAACCACAAAAUUAUGGAUUUUUAAAAUAACUGAAAGUGGAAAAUAUUGGUCACAAUGUUUGUCAUUUUUGUUAGCUUUGAAUUUGUGUUUUACAAUUACAUUUAUUUGUUCAGGAGUCAUAAGUGGAAUACAUGCAAUAUAUAGUCAGGUCCAUAAAUAUUUGGACAUUAACACAAUUUUCAUAAUUUUGGCUCUGUACACAACCACAAUGGAUUUGAA
Molecule: messenger RNA, 6387 nt
Organism: Anoplopoma fimbria (sablefish)
Lineage: Eukaryota; Metazoa; Chordata; Actinopteri; Perciformes; Anoplopomatidae
Gene: ripor2
Product: RHO family interacting cell polarization regulator 2
Exons: 23
Coding region: 265-3636 (1123 amino acids)
Source: RefSeq, a predicted model, not a curated record